CGGCCGCUUUGCCGGAUCGCGCCCGGACCGAUUUUUUCCGCGCGGACAAGUUGGCCGCUUUGGCCGCAGCCAAUCAGAACCCGACCCGGCGGAAGCGCUGGUGAACGAAUGUAAACAUCCCGCCGAUCAGAAUGCAAAUGGCGUCCACCAUGUCGGAGUCAACUGUGUUCUCCGUGGAACUGCUGCUGGACAUCAUCAAACAGUACCCGGUCCUGUACGACAAAAGUCAUCCAAGGUACAAGGAAGCGGAUUAUAAGAAAGAGAUAUGGAAGAAGAUUUCGCAGGAUUUGGGUGUGACUGAUGGAAUUUGCCAAGCCAAAUUCAAAAACUUGAAGGAUAACUUCACAAAAACUAAAGCUAAAAUAAGAGACAAGAUGAAAAGUGGGGCCGGAGCCAAAGAUGUGCCCACAGUGAAAUGGAAGCACUUUGAGGCACUGAUCCCAAUAAUGGAAAAAGUGUACGAGGAGCCCAUCAUUUGCAGCAACAUUGCCUUUGAGCAGACAGGAGGAUCAGACAAGUCUGCCGAAAGUGGCAGCAGGAGCCAGGAAGACUCCCAACUUGAACUUUCAUUGAAUGAGAUCCAUGAGGUCGGGUGGGUGGAUUUCGAGGCAGGCAGCAGCUCUCAUGGAACUCCCAGCAGUGACACCUCUGAAACGCCACAACAGACAGAUUCGCAGGAACCGGAAGUGGAGGCUCCAUAUAGAAGGCAAGGAACUUGCUGUGGAAUGAGGUGUGUUGAAAUUGUUGGAGGUAUAUACAAUAAUUUUAAUCUUUCCGCAGUGCAUCAAGGCCACGAAAGUAUCGAAGGACUUCAAGAAGCCAGAAGACUCCUUGCGACGAUGACUCUGGGACACUGGCUGUGGCAGCUGAGUGUCUUAGCCCUUAGCCACAUAAAGGCAUCACAAGAAAAAAGGGAGCAGCAGAAAGACUUAUGA
Messenger RNA from Dermacentor andersoni, 935 nucleotides. RefSeq lists its product as uncharacterized. NCBI's taxonomy places the organism in Eukaryota, Metazoa, Arthropoda, Arachnida, Ixodida, Ixodidae. The record is from RefSeq and is a predicted model, not a curated record. Gene Ontology annotation, biological process: regulation of transcription by RNA polymerase II. Gene Ontology annotation, cellular component: transcription regulator complex; nucleus.